Messenger RNA from Bacillus rossius redtenbacheri, 9082 nucleotides. RefSeq lists its product as uncharacterized. Bases 196 to 3081 code for a protein of 961 amino acids. Gene Ontology annotation, biological process: actin filament bundle assembly; positive regulation of actin filament polymerization; plasma membrane organization. The record is from RefSeq and is a predicted model, not a curated record. Gene Ontology annotation, molecular function: protein binding. Gene Ontology annotation, cellular component: nucleoplasm; cytosol. Lineage: Eukaryota; Metazoa; Arthropoda; Insecta; Phasmatodea; Bacillidae. The transcript is spliced from 14 exons.
AGUGCAGCGGCGGGCUUUCACCGCGGCGGUCGUGCUUGUAGCGGGGCGACAGUUUCGUCCGAGAGUCCCGAGUUCGCGCGCGCGCAGCAUAGGGCCAUGCCGCAGCGCCUGUGACACUCCCCCCUCCCCCCUCACGUGUCACGUGCCCCUCCACGCAGUGCGUGUGUUUGCGUGAGUCGUGCGUCCGCAGGCGACAUGGAGACCGAGGAGAUAACCAAGCUGGUGGACGGCAUCUACAAGAACAUCCUGGACAAGUUCAACCCCGGCGCCAGACAGCUCAUCAAUGCCGGCAAGGCUUACCUCAAGGCGCUGCACGGGGCUGCCGCGGCGUCGCGCCUGUACGUGGAGUCCAUCAACAAGCUGGCGAAGCAGGCGCAGCAAGGCACCUGGGGCGGCUCCUCUGACGUCGGCUCGGCGCUGAUGCAGAUCGUGGAGGUGUACAAGGAGAUCCAGGCCCAGCAGAUGAACAUCCUGAAGGCGUUCUACGUCGACCUUCUUGUGCCCUUGGAGACGAACCUGGAGAAGGAUACGAAGGUGGUACAGAGCGAGCAGAAGCGGUUCCUGCAGCAGCACAAGCAGCGCUCGGAGACGUACAGCAAGGCCGCCGCCAACAUGAAGAAGCAGCGCAAGAAGAACAAGGGCGCCACCAAGACGGGCCUGGCCAUGGACAAGGAGCUCAAGAAUAUGCAAGUGCUGGAAGAGGAGAAAUCCAAGUUGGAUGCGUUCUGCGAGCAAAGUUUGAAAACUGCGAUGACGCAGGAGCGGCGGCGCUACGGCUUCGUGCUGGAGCGGCAGUGCUCGCUCGCCAAACACUACCUGGCCUACCACAACCAGGGCAGCGCGCUGCUACAGCGUCGUCUGGACGAGUGGAACGACGUGGCGCAGACCAGAGAGUACCUGCCCGAGAACGUGGAGGCCAUCUUCAACAGCCGUCUCAGGCAAGUGAGCUUCUGGCCGGACGAGGACGUGUACUCCUCGCCGAGGAGCCCCAACGUGGAGGACGACCGGCUGUCCAUCGCCUCGCAGCUGCGGAAGACCAAGUCGAUGGACGCGUCCUGCCUGGACAUGCGGUCCAUCAACGACGCCACGAGCCCCUUGAAGCCCUUGUCGCGCGCCAAGUCCGAGUUCAACAUCAGCGCCUCCACGCACUCCCUGGCACAAGACCCUGACACGCCGACGCGGCCCAAGUCCAUGGCCGUGCCCGAGCGGGGUGGCUGGGAGAGCCCGCUCGCGAGGGCGCUGUACGCCUACCUGUCCAGCGGCGACAACCAGCUCAGCUUCCUCGAGGGAGACAUCAUCGCCCUCCUGGGUGAGAGGAACAAAGGUUGGCAAUUUGGAGAAAACCUGAGGACCCAAUGCAGUGGAUGGUUCCCCCUCGCUUACACAGAAAUCAUCAUGGACGAUGGUAUAAGCUCGCCGACGCACCACCGGGUGCAGAGCAUGGACUCGACGGGCUCCACCACGCCCGCCACGCCGACGGGCCACGCCGGGGUUACGUCUCCGACGGGCGGCGGCGGCAACUGGGCGUCUCCCGUCGACCGCGGCCACUCGGGUAAACCUGGAAACCUCCCUGCCGCCACCGCUUCGGCCGCCAGCGCCUCCUCCGCCGCAGUUACCAUGUUCGGCGACACCCUGGUCCACAGAAGCACCUAUGCAAAGCAGGCGAUGGCGUUGCAGGCUCGCCACGGGAUGAGAACGUGUGCUAGCGCCGGGCCGCCCCCGGCCCUGCCGGCGCCCGUGCCCACGCCCAAGGUGCCCGCGGGGCUGCCGUCCCACCCGCAGACCCUGCCGGCGGCGCGCAGCUCGUCGGACCGCCGCCUCGCGCACCCGCCACCCAUGCCACCGCUGCCCAACCUGCUGGGCGGCGCCAAGCGCGCGCCGGGCGCCAUCGGCAACGCCAGCCUGCACAGCAGCAACGACAGCGGCUUCAGCAACGACCCUCCGCCCGCCCCCGAGGUCGACUACUCGGACGACGACACUUCCAGAAAGCAGCCCGCCGGCUCGCCGCAGCCCGCGGCGGGGUCCCCCGACCAGGACAAGCACAAGAAGCAGCUGCUGUCCUCGGUGCGCGGCUGGCUGCUGUACAAGUCCGCCGUGGACCUGUGGGACGACGUGAACAGCCAGUACCACGGCAGGCCGGGCGGGCGGCCCGUCGUGAGGCAGGCGUCAAGCCUGGGGCACCUGGUUACUUCGAGUCGCGCCGGGAAGGACAAGGCAGCCCCUCCCCAAGGCCCGGCGCCGGCCAGACCGGGGGUCGCCGCCGACGAAGUGGAAGACGACGUCGGCAGCGUGCGCGGCGUCAAGAGGAGCCGGUCCCUGUGGCGCUUCAAGCGCUCGCACAAGGACAGCAUCGUGAUGGAGGGCAUGUCCCUCUGGAGACACCGCUCCCUGGUCGACGUGAACUCCGCCGUCAGGGACGAGCCGAAGAAGAAGUCGAGGCCGGCGACGCCGGUGAUGAAGGUGCAGCUGUCUGCCGCGAAGAUCGAGCCGCAGCUGGUCAGCAGCGUGGACGACUCUGAGGGCGAGGGUCGACCCCAGUCGCCGAUGUCGCCGGCGGCUGACGGGCAGGACGACGCUCCUGAGGGCAGGACCGCUCGGGAGGACACCCCGCGGCGGUUCAAGCGCACCAGGAAGGACAUCCUGAAGGAGUGCGCCCGCAGCCUGGACGUAAACGAUGACGGUCUCGUCAGCGGCGACGACGACAACGCAGACGACUUCGGCGACUCGUCCGACGAGGACACAACCUUGGCGGACAACGAGACGGACUCGUGCAUCGUGGUGGACGACCACACGCACUCGACCCUGCAGCGGCAGCAGCAGCAGCAGCAGCUGCAGAUGCAGAACGGCAGCCUGCUGCCCAGGACCAAGCUGAGGCACUCCCCCUCCAAGGAGAGGGGCGGGAAGGACGAGGAUGAGGACGGACUCCUGCAGUACGGCGAGUCCUUGAGGAGCAGGAUGAAGAAGCCGGACCGCGGGUCGCGCUUCGAGCGCAGGUCCCAGGACACCGGCAACAUGUACGGGCCGUGGUACGACCUGUGGCCGUCGGACGAGUCCUUCAAGGGUCGACGCCGCAAGACGUAACCUGCCAGCGCCGCUAGAGACUCGUUCGACCAACACCGGUGGAGGCUUUUUCACUCUCACACUUACACACACAUGUGCACGUAAUAUAAAUCUUUGUGUUUAUAACUUAACAAGAUAAAUAACCCGAUUGUGAAUGUACAAGUUUGAUAUCAUGUGGUUUAGUUGAUGUAUUAAAAAUAAAUUUAGAUGUUUUCAGGGUGUAUAAAAGGUACUUUGACUUACAAAAUAACUUUUCUUAAAUUUUCUCUCACAAAAGAUUCAAAAUAUAUAUUUGGUGAAAAAAAAAUUAAUUUAUAGUCCAAAUUUUUAAACCUUUUUACUUAAAAUAAAUUAUGCUCUCACAAUUUGUAUGUCGAUUUAUUUACCUAAUUUUAUUUUUUUUGACGUGAUAACUUCUUAUAAAUCGAUCAACGCCGGCUGCACGCACGAAAAAGCAAGACUCAUUGUCACGUUCCGCCUGAGCCGAGCGUGCAAGAACCGGCCAACCACCGUGCGAGAAAAUCUUCUAUAAUAUCAAACAGGUUAAGGCGAGCUUUUUAAAAGCAGCAAUUAAAAAAAAUUUGAUUUAUUUGUCCAACUUCGUCACUUCAAAUUAAGAAUUUAUCGAUAUUGAUUUGAUUUCAGUUUAUUUCUAUAACUAAUUGUUCGUGAUUAUAUUAAAACAAACCAUUUCAAUAAAAUUUGCAAAAACUGUAAAUAAUAUUUGAAAAUUAAAAAUUAUGCAAUUUUUUAUCAAUGUUUUUUUUAUGACGUUAUCACGUAAAAUUAUCGUCCGUAAACCGACUUUACAAAUGAUAUCUACUUUUAGUAGAUUUAGUUUUCCAAAAUAUAUAUAUAUAUAUAUAUAUAUAUAUAUUUGAAUCUUCUGGUAAACCGACCUACGGAAACGUACUUCCUGUAAAUAUAUUAAAAUGUUUCAGAAUGGUAUAUUAGUUGCCUUGGAGAUCCACCUGUCAUGACAGGCUUCAGAGGCCGGGUUCCAAAAACCACCCCUGCCGUGUACUAACCAACGUGUUCCUCCUCGUUGCAGGGCCAACGUGUUCGCGACGGUGAAGCUUCGCAAAACAAAGACGAACGACCGCUCGGCGCCGUUCAUCUCGUAAUGGUGCCGGGGGGUCCCUGGUGCUUGGUCCCGCCUGUGUUUCCCCUCCGAGAGGUGGUGGGCUGACCCCUUAACAAGACUGUCCUCUGUGGUGAAGGCCUCUGUCUCGAGCUGCCGUGUGUACAGGGUGGCACUGCAUGUGCUCUGGGUGCAGGGCCGGAUUUAGGGGAGGGCGACCGGGGCGAAACCCCCGGGGCCUCCUUAAACGGAGGGCCCCCACAAACCAAAUUAGAGACUUCGGAAAAAAAAAAAAUCUUUCAAAUUCCGACGAGUAAACACCAGUAAACAUCUUUUCCUUUGAUAUUCUUUUUUCGCUGUUUUACCUUUACCUGCAGUACUUUGUACAUGCGUGAUUAUAUUAUUGUUAAAUAUUAACAGAAAUGUUAUUCAUUAACAAUAAAAUUUAAUUUCAUAUAAUUCUUGUCUCUGAUUAUAUUUAUGUGUGUUUUUUUAAAUACUAAGAGAAUCUACUUGAUUUCAUAAUAAAUUAUUUAUUGGAAAACUUGACUGAAAAAAAAGUGCUCAUUUUAUUUGUAAAAUAAUUUGGGGCCAGGGGGCCUCCGCUCCUCUGUUGCCCCGAGGCCUCCAGACCUCUGAAUCCGGCCCUGCUCUGGCCGAUGGCUAGGAGUGGGAGAGGUACGGCUCCAAUUCUUUUGUGUGGUUCAACCAUCCGUAGUCUAACACCAAACCAUUGAAUUAUACAGCGUAAUUAAUUUUUUUUUUUGUAAAUAGAUCAGAAAUAUUAAUCUAAACUUACAGAUAUUUGUACAUUUACAUGAUAACAAUUGUGUGACCACAAAAAUUGUAUUUGCAGUUAUGCUGGUUUCUGAUUCUUACCCGGGAAUUUUAUGCUUUGUGUUAUCCGAGUACCUCCAAUUUUUAAAGUUCCCUUAAUAGAUUUCAUGUAUUAACUGCACACAUUAAUAAGCAUUCUUGUAAAACAAAAUGUAGUCAAAUAAUUCGAUUUAUUUUUCCCUGAUUAAAUCAAAUUAUGCUCGAAUGAAACUUCAGUUUAAAUAUGAAAUCAUGUGCCCGUUUUUUUCAAAAGAAAUACUCAGUGUAAUCUCGAAAAAAAAAAGUAUUCCGAAUGUGCAAAAAAUAACCAAAGGCAUGUGUUGUAAAAAUUUACACCAUAUUUCUUGUAGUGUUAGAAAAAUAUCUCUUGGCAACUGGUUUUUCAAAGUAAUCUUUUGUAAAAGUACAGAAAAUAAUUUUCUGCGAAGUCUAACGAACAUCAUCUAAUACUCGCAUAAUAAUUUUCAGCCUGAUAACACUUGACUAUUUCUCGAGUUAGUAAAAUAUUUAAUUUAUUUUUGCUGUGAAAUAUUAUGCAAAACUGUGGUGACUUUUCGUGACGAUUCUUAAUUGUAUUGUUUCGAUGUGUCCCACUCUGAAUUCUCUCCUAUAGUAAUGAUUUAAAAAACAUACUAUGCGAAUUCUUGCUCAAAUCUCUGUUAUGAGUUGUUUAGUUUUUUUUUUUUAAGGAUUGCGAGGUUGAUGCCUCAAUCAUGUAUCGUGCCGCCCAGUACGCAUGUUGUUCAAUUAUAAUAGCAUGUAUAUUAUGCAUAGUAUAGGUUUAAGUAAUCACCAAAUCGGUGUAGUUACAUGUACGUAGACUAACAUGUUCACAGAGUGUAAAGCUGUAACAUAGUAGAUUUGACAUAGUUUGAAGUUUGUGUCUUGCGACGAUGCUCGCACCUGACUUGCUCCUGAUGGCACUGCGUCACCGAAGAUAAGCUGUGCAGACGUCCAUUGCAGCACUUCCUACACUAGCAGAUAAACAGUAUAUUUUAUAGAGUCUUGUUGUUCGGAAAGUGUUUGCAGCUACCGAGAUGUGUUGGCUGACCGCCCAAUGCCAUAGCUUGGCGUGUAUGUGAAGUUCCGCAAAGAGUUUUAUUUUAUAAUUUCUUUUUUUGGAAGUGGAUUUUGUGAAGAAAAAUAGCGAUAUGUAUGAGAAUGUAACUCAAUAAUUUUAUACACAUUUAAAAUCGUAACAUUAGUUAAUUUGCAAGAAAAUAUAGUAUAUAUUUGUGGAGACAAAUAACUUUCUGACAAAGUCCAACUAUGCCAUACUUAUCGUAAUCAAUAAACCUAAUUUUCAAGUCAUGCCAGUGUUCAUGUUGGCGAAUAUGUGUAAAUAAUUAGAUACAUUUGCCCCAGAUAUGACAGAUUCCUCCUUCAUUUUCUUAAAGUGAUAUGUUUUAUUAUAUGAAGAACAUCAUCAAACAAAACUAAUAGCUUCGUGCCGUUUUAACCAUUGCUCCAAAAACUUUAGAUUGUUAUCAAAUAAUGCAAAAACAAAGUAAAUAUAUUCUUCAUUACAUAAAAGAAUAUAAAAAUUUUAAAUGUAAAGCAACUCUUGUCAAUUUUUCUACUGCAAUAAAACUCUCCAUGUAUGUGCCAAAUUUUUUUAUCAUGUGAAUAGUUGGCACAUAAGUUCGUAUUCUUGUUCUUGAAAUAACUUUAUUUUAGAUUAUAACAUAAAUUUUGGUUUUAGGGAUCUUUGGUAAGUAUUUGAAGGAGUUUAAAAUUAAUGAUAGAAAAUUUUUUUUUGUUAAACUAUAACUCACAAGUGUGCUGAUUCUUAUUGCAUGUUGACUGUAUAAUUUUAGUAUUUAGAAAUAACAAUUUGGCUUAUUCCAGUUGAAAUGAGCAAUGGCAAGAGCAUAUUUGUUAAACUCCACGUGCUUUGAAUCCUUUGCACUGCGCACUAUUUCAAAUAGAAACCUGGCAAAUACAUUAUGCAAUUUUAUGAACAUACAUGUAUUUUUUAAAGACAAAGUAUCAUACAUUUGGUCUUUUUAGUGUUUUUAAUAUAGCUUUAAAAAACUAGCUUGGUUUUCUGUUGCCAUUGUUUACAAUAAAUAAAUAAAAUGUUGCCCAUUCUUGUAAACUGUGUCCACUAGGAUAAAUUUUCUCUAUAACAAAAUAUUUGCUGUCGAUUUUUAUGUCUAAAAGUAUUUCGUAAUCUCUGUAUCUACUCUUUAACUAGCCUCCUCAAAGUAUUAUUGUAGCUGACUAUCUUGUAAAUAUAGGUUUUGUACAAUAUUAGCCUCACAUUUUGUAUGCAAUACACUUAAAAUUAAGUUCAGAGACAAGUUUGUUAUAGAGAUUUAUAUUUAUAUUGAUUUUGUUAAGUAUGUUACAGUAAUGUUUAAAUUGUUUGUAUGCCAGAAAUAAAUUGUUAAAUGUUCUAAAUAACUAAUAUUCACUUUAUUGUUAUAUUUUAUGUUGCUAUAUAAGUAGGUAUUAAAUUUUAGUCACAUCACCAAUAAGAAAAAAAAUUUGGUUGGAAAAUAUUAACCGAGAAAACUUUUUUGAAAAAUGUAUAUUUUAUAAUUACCUAAAAUUUACAAUCUUAGAGUAAAUGUACAGUUUUUUUUAAAUAAAUAACAAUAAAGCAUUUAUUAUUUUACUCGGAUAUGGUGCAUCAGCUACGCAGAGAAUUGUGUGCUAAAUUAAUGUUUAUAACUUUUUUUCUUUUUAAACCAUUGAGUUUGAUUGUUAAAAAAUUAAAAAAAAAUCUUAAACAAUCAAUACUUGUGCCAAAUCUGUAAAUCACUGCAAACGUAAAAAUAAUAUUUUUUGUUGCCAUAUAUAUUCAUAAGAUAGUAAAAACACCCUUCUAUUAUUUAAAUAAAUUUACAAACGAACGCUGAAGAAUUUUCUAACAUUUAUAAAUUUUAAAAAAUCAAGGUUUUUUUGAAUGAGGGUAGAAAUAUAAGUUGGACGUCGAACAAAAAUUUACGUUAGUAUAACCGUUCGUUAUUUCAUAACAUAAUUUGUUACAAAGGGCACAAAAACACACAACGAAAGGAAAAUAUGCUAUUUUCAAAAAAAUGUUUUGUACCUUCUAUUCUUAUGUCUAAUUACUUCAAGUCACGGUUUCAGGAACACAUGACUAAAGCUUCACAAAUAUCUAUUGUCCAUAAGAAAGUCAUUGGCAAGUGUUAAAACUCAUGAUAUCAAGCUUCUAUGAAUUAAAAUUUUCAAUGAAUUUGAAAUUAUAUAUAUAAGUACUAAGUAUAGGUAUGAAAAAUUAUUUGGGCUCUUCUUUUACAUAUUUUAAUAAUUUUAACAACCUUAUUUUAAAACUUCUGUCUAAAAUUAGCUAUGCAUAAUUUUUUUCAGAUAAUUUGUUUUAGACCUUUGUAAAUUAUUUUAAUUGUGUUUUUUUUUUUUGUGUUUUGUUUUACCGACUAGCCUUCAAGUUUUAUCUGUAUGUUCCUGUUACUAUAACUAAUAGAGGACCUCUAAACUUACAACAAGUAUAACUCCUUAAUUUUGCUUGAGAAUAGAAAAGAAUUUCUAGAAAACCUAAGGAAAAUAUUACCUAAAUUUGUUCAGAAAUGUGACGCACGUCUCAAAAACAAGUUGAACAAAUGAAUUUUUCAGUUUACACCGAUAACCCAUAGAUUAACGUCUAUUGUUUCAGAGUAACCAGAUGGUAUAAUUGAAUGUGGAGCUUUUGAAAAAAAAAACUUUUUAAGCCAUACUUUAUUACAAUUUGAAUGUAUUUUUACACAUACACACUGCAUGAUGAAACACCAAGAACUUUUGACUUCUUUUCAAUUUUAAAUUUGAAACAUUCACUGACAUAUGCUAAAUUUCUAACAUUUGAGGUAAAAUAAAAUAUAUUUUGGCUUUGUUUACCAGAACACUUAUAUUUUUACUUUUACAAAAAUGUAAUUUUUUCCAUGGUCCGAUCCAUCUGUUUAUCGAUUAUGAGAAAUAAAAUAUACUGUUAAUAUUGUAACAAAUUGGUUGGAUGUAUUAAACCCAGAAUCCUUUAAAAACCAGCUAAACAUGUACUGUCAUUAUUUUAACAUAAUAAAGCUUAAAAUGUAAGUUCAAUAACGUAAUUAUUAAUUGUAUUAAUAGGAAAACAUUCUUUUUUAA